Messenger RNA from Chelonus insularis, 2537 nucleotides. Its product is annotated as dynein regulatory complex subunit 3-like. The record is from RefSeq and is a predicted model, not a curated record. Lineage: Eukaryota; Metazoa; Arthropoda; Insecta; Hymenoptera; Braconidae. The transcript is spliced from 9 exons. Gene Ontology annotation, cellular component: cilium. Gene Ontology annotation, molecular function: protein binding. Bases 792 to 2504 code for a protein of 570 amino acids.
ACUAAAAUUGAAUAUUUGCGAUACCGGAAAAAAAAUAAAAAAUUGUUUUGUUUUUUGGAAUAUCGAUUCAAGUCCAAAACAUUGAAUCAUCACGGAUAGGGAUGGAUUAGAGUCCCUUAAGAUAGAGUCAGGCAGAACUAAAGUCCCGUAAGUUUUCAUAGAACUCUAAAUAGGCAGGAAUUGAGCAAUAUGGUGUCGUCUUGCCAGACUCUUUCUCAAGGGACUCUAGGAUGGAUGAUGUUUCCAGAAAAACAUCGAUACUAAACCAACAUCGAUAGGUUGUUUGUUAAAAAAAUCGAUCUAUUGUGGAUGUACAGAAAAAGUGCAAAAGAAUUCAAAUUUGUAACGUUCGAAUUUAAUAAUAGAGGAAUAAUUUAUAUUUAUACUCAUACUUUUACAUAUGUCAAUUUUAAAAACGAAAUCUACUACAAAUUCUACGACAUAACGAAAAUUUUUAGCGAUUGGUACAUAUGUUUUUGCUGAGCAAACAUCAACUGAUAAAUUCAUAGAAUGCUCCAUUUUGCUUAUUCGAUAAACCAUUCAUUUUCUUGAUUGAUUUUUUAUUUACAUCUGUUAAAAUGAAAUUUUUCCUUUCUUAGUUUUUUUGUUAAAAAACAAAAAUCAAAAUUAACCUUUUUUUUUAUUGGAAGUUGAUAAACAAACGUAGUAGUUUUUCUUAAUUGACUGUACUGUGCGAAUGGUUGCUCAGUUACCGAGUCUAUUACUGCAUGAAAUUCAAUUGAAUAUCUAUUUUUUAUUUUAUUAAUUAUUAGUACAUAAAUUUUUAAAUAAUGCUGAAUAAAAAUGAAUUGAAUGAUGUAGAAAUAGAUAAUAAUGUGCCGGUAGAAGAGGAUCAAAAGACGGCAGGAGUGAUUACUUAUAACACUCUUAUCAACUUAAUAAUUAAACAAAUUUUAAAUAGAAAGUGCAGUAAUUUGAUUAAUACAACUGCCAUUAAAUUAGAGGAGGUUGAAAAUAUUCAAAUUGAAUUUCUAGGAAUUAGAAAAAUAGAUCUUUUGUGGGGAAUGAAAAAUUUAGUAAAACUUUCCUUAUCACACAACUUAAUUGAGAAUAUAGAAAACUUGGAUGGAUUGUUACAACUAAAAGAAUUGGAUUUUUCGUUUAAUCGUAUUAAAGUUAUGAAGAAUUUGAAUCAUCUUGUCAAAUUGGAACUUCUUUAUCUUACUGGAAAUCAAAUUAUAGAAAUUCAAGAAAUAGAUAAAUUAGAAAAUCUUACUAUUUUCAGUAUUGCUGAUAAUAACAUUGAAACAUGGGAUCAUGUCAUUUAUCUUCGCAAGUUUAAAAAAUUACGUUCAGUAAAUAUAAAUGGAAAUCCUUGUAUUCAACAAGAAAAUUAUAAGAAAUAUUUCAAAGCAUUUUUACCACAAGUGAUAUAUUUUUCUUAUGUAUUAAUAAAUAAAGAUGAUCAUGAUUAUGCUGCUCAACUAUAUAGACGAGAUAUUCUGAGAAUUGAAAAAGAAGAAUUAGAGACCAAAAUUUCACAGGAUAAAAUACACAAUCAACAACAGAAAACAGCUCAGGAUUUUGUUGCUUUUGUUGAAAAUUUGGAUGAAGAAGAGUUUUUUAAUAUACUAUUCCAACAUGACACCGGUGGUUUGAUUAUCAAGACAAUUAACGAUGACACUUUAAAUGCUUUUGAAGAUUUCAAACUUAAUUUUACGAAUGUUUGCCAUAAACUUUAUAAAUUCGGAAUAAAUCAACAUCAUCAACGGUUAGAAGAAAUUAAAGAAUUUAAUUCAGUUAUUGAAAAUGCUCGAAAUAAUCUCUGCAAAAAAUCUAGAAAAAUUAUCGAUUUCAUUAUAGAAGAAAGAAAUUUAUUAUUAAGAAAAUUUAAAAACUUCGAUAAUGAUGAAUGUGUAAAAACUAACUUGAAGACUGAGAUAUCAAAAGUUCAAAGUACAUUUUUAGAUGAUAAUAAUAUUGUACAAGCUCGAGAGUUUGUAAAUGAAUUUAACGAUUUUUUAUCAAAAAUGUGGACUCAACUUUUAGAAGACCAAAUCUUUCUUCAUGAGCAAUAUGAAGAUCUUAUUGAAAUAUUCAAAAAUAAUUUGACUGAUAUGAAAGACGUAUUCUUGGAUAAUGUUCGGACAGUAUUUACUCAAAUGCGCAAUUUUAUGAUUCAGUAUAGAGACAAUAUAAAUAGAAUUGUAACUUCAUUUAUCAAUAGUAUCAGAGAAGAAUCGUUAAUUCCUAAUCACUUGGUAAACAUUUGUGGAGACUUAAAUACUUUCCAUAAUAUCUUAACAACAUCUUAUGAUAUCCAUUUACAAAUUAUUGAUACUCGAGAAAGUACCAUAAUUAAUCGAGUUAAUCUUUGGUCAGAGAGUUUAAUAGAAGAAUUGAACAACGCGGAAAAUAUGUUAUAUCGGCAGUGGAUUUUAGAGAUAUCGCAUUUUUUACAGUUUCAACGUAAUCAAAUACACCAUGGUUUAUUCGAAAACAAUAAACUAGCAGCGAAUGUUGCAGCUGUCCUUGACGGAUAAAAUAUAUAAAAAGUUAUUUCUGUUUUAUUGAAU